This is a messenger RNA of Maniola jurtina (meadow brown), 4026 nucleotides long. RefSeq names its product USP6 N-terminal-like protein (gene RN-tre). The record is from RefSeq and is a predicted model, not a curated record. The transcript is spliced from 7 exons. NCBI's taxonomy places the organism in Eukaryota, Metazoa, Arthropoda, Insecta, Lepidoptera, Nymphalidae. Bases 412 to 2343 code for a protein of 643 amino acids.
UAGGUAUUAGGACUGAGCGCCUGAUCCACUUUUGUUUAUAAUAAUGGCUGUGCUGUGGUACAGAAAUGAUUAAAAAAAAAAUAUCAUAGUGAUCUGUGGUUCUGUGAAAAUUCCUGUCAAAGAGUAUGAACAGCAUUCACUUAAUUUACGAAUGUAAUAAAAUUGUUUGAAAUAGCGUUUGAGAUUUGUGAAUUGUGUAUUCUAAAUAAUUUGAUCAAUUAAUAAAUAUAGUCGUGAUAAGUAUUAUUACUACGAUACGAUGGUAAAACGGUAAUUUGCGAUGUAGCCCUUGGUUUUUGUGGCUUUCUUAGUGGUUAGUUGAGGUUGAGGACUAGUGGAGGCUUAGUAGGUCGAUUAGGAUAGUAGGUCGUGUAGGUGUUCAAUCGAUAUGUGGCACGAGCAGGCUGUGUUAUGAAUGAGGAAGCUCUGUUGGCGCGGGCUUCCGAGGAGCGGGAGCGGAUCUUCCAGAGAUACGAGAGGGGGCGUGAGAACCUCGCUGGCCAGAUCGAUCCUUGGGAGGAUCCCGAGUUCGAAGAUUACCAUAAAACUGAUCGAUAUGGCUUCAUUCACGAUGAGCGACUCCCGCAUAAGACUGCACCACAAAAAAUUAAUGUGGAAGUUGAGAGGGAGAAGAAGUGGGUUAAGAUGCUUGGUUCUUGGGAUUCCCCCACCACAAAGGAAAAAAUACAUAGAAGAAUAUACAAAGGCAUUCCAAACUCUCUACGGAUAAAGAUAUGGUGUAAGCUUUUAAAUGUCAAUGGAGCGAAAUCUGAGACCCCAGGAAAAUACCACGAGAUGCUAAAGUUAGCCAAGCAGUGGUCUACAGAUGUUCGACAGAUUGAUUCUGAUGUGAACAGGCAAUUUCGUGAACAUCAGUUCUAUAGGGAGAGAUAUUCUGAGAAACAGUGCUCAUUGUUUAAUGUUCUGUGUGCUUACAGCAUGUACAACUCUGAAGUAGGGUAUUGUCAGGGCAUGUCAGGAUUAGCUGGUGUCUUACUUAUGUAUAUGGAUGAAGAAGAUGCAUUUUGGGCUCUUGUGAUACUUUUAUCAGAUAAGAAAUAUGCCAUGCAUGGACUAUAUGUUGAAGGAUUUCCUAAGUUGACACGAUUUUUGGAACAUCAUGAUAAGAUAUUGACAAAGUUCAUGCCAAAACUAAAACUUCACUUUGAUAAGUAUGGCCUUGAUGCUAUCCUCUACUCGCUUAAAUGGUUUUUCGUGUGUUUUGUUGAACGAGUGCCCUUCAGUUUAUGCUUAAGAGUGUGGGAUAUAUACCUGCUGGAUGGAGAGAGGGUGAUAACUGCUAUGGCCUACACGAUUCUUAAACUACACAAGAAAGCCAUUAUGAAGUUGAAUGAUAUGGAUCUAAUCGUUAAUUAUAUUCAGGUUAAACUGCACAAGGAUUUUGGUUAUGAAGAUGACAUUGUCAUUUAUCACUUGGAACGGUCUAUGGAAGAGCUGAAACGAGCAAAGCUUGAUUACCCGGGACCGCCACCAUCGACCGAGUUACCGCAACGACCUCUGGGUGUAUUUGUAGAACCAGACAAGAAAUCAAAAAUUGGUCAAAGAGCUGAAAAUUUUUCCGAAACUGAAAAACAAGCUAGAGCCACAGUGAUCUUACGAGAAGAGGAGAUUUUUGUUCCUAGUAACAAAUUAACAUAUAUAUCAAAACUAACUCUGAAGGACACCGAUAGUACAAGGCGUGAAAAGGCGGCACUUGACAUGCAGGAGUUGCGAGUCUCACAGAGCGAUACCGUUUCAGUGUUAUGUUCAGAUCACAGCGGUGUGGCCAGUGGAGUCCGAUGUGAGGACUCUGUUUCGGCGCUGGGUUCGAGGCGCUCGCUGGCCGACACGAGCGUCACAAGUACCGCCGACCUGAGCGUGUUCUCCAGCGGCCGCUCCCACGCGCCGGACAACUCGCUGGACACCCACAGCAACAUCAGCGACGACGGCACAGGGUCAGAUGGGUCGGGGAUUUGUGGUUUGAGUAUACAAAGGGCGCCGUCGACCGCACAUUCCACUCCGCGAGGCACGCCGCACCCUCCCUCCGUCUCGCCUCAGUCAGAGGACGUGGUGCGCAUCCACGUCACGUAUAACCCUCUGGCCGCUAGUCCCUCGCACUUGCAACCGGUUAGUCCAUCCAACUACAAGUCCUAUGCGGAGGAACACCACAAGCCUCUGUCACUGGGAUUCUACACGGGCAAUGGCGCUACCAACCUGUCCUCCGAUAACAGGAUCAGGAUACAGGUCUCGUCUGACGAGCUUCUGACUCCCGUUGUCGACUCCGGCCGCAUUAUAACUCAGCGCUAUAUUGAAUCUCACUCGGGAAUCUACGAUAUAAAGUAAAUUUUGAUCUGGUAUUAUUUUAUAGUUAGCCUUAAAAAGGUAAUAUUAUUUCGUAAACGUUCGUUUACUCUUGAGAUUCAUAUUAAAAUUACAAGAAAAAUGAUUUUUACAUACAUAAAUCCCGAAUGUUGUUUGCUAGGACAAAAGUCAAAAUUUAUUUUUUAUAAAAGUAAGUAUAUAAUAAUAAUUAAUAUUGUUUAAUGUUCUCUGGUUGCAGUGAUGCCAUAUUUUAGGUACAAUGGCGCUCAUUCCAUUAUUGCUUGUUUAGGUUACGAUAAUUCUUGAAGUAAUAAAGUUGGUAAUUGUUGAUAGAUUAAAAGUAAUUAUGUAACCAUAUCGUGUGUCUAGUUAAUAUCGUUAAUAUUUGUUUGUACAGUAAGAUCUCUAAAACAUUUUCGCUAAAAGUUCGCAGUAGUUCAUUCUAUCAAAAGUAUUGUGUAAAGGCGUAUGACGAAUGAUAUUUAUUAAUCUUGCUCAUUUUAAUGCUUUUUAAUUGUGAGUUCGGAAUCUCAAAUCGUUAACAGAAAUCUCAUUUUAGUAAAUAUUACUUUGAAUGCAAAGUCAAUUAAUAGGAUUGUAAUAAUCGUUUUACCGACAUAAAAACAUAUAAAUUUUAGCGUAUGACAAAAUAACGAAUAUUUGUAUUGUCUUUUCGUAUUUUAGUUUUUAUAAGAACCAUAAGGGUAGUUAUUUUUUCAUGACUGUAUUUUGUUCUAUUCUUAUUCCUAUUACAAAUGUGUGCAUUUGACAAGAGUUGUGUAUCCAAAACAAUUCGAAUCAUUGCAAUUGUAAAUUAGAGCGGUUACAUCCGAUACGCGUCCGUGAAAAUACGGAUAUAAAAAAACGGACAAAUCCAAGCUAUUUAGUUAACAUCUUUGACAUAUGUACGUCAUACGUCCGAUUUGAAUCCGAGACUAAUCCGAGGCUAAAACGGAUAACGGAGAGAAAUCGGAUGACGAAAGUCGGAGCUAGUGCGUAAGCUACCAUACCAAUAGUUCUAUCACUACUUCAGAACGUGUUUUCACGGACUCGGAUCGUAUAUAGUGUGUAAUCGCCUUUUAUGUAUAAGCCAUUAUCGAAAUGGCCACUAAAACGCACACAAGAUUCAAGUUUAAGAUUGUACAAGUUCACAUUUUAGUGUAGAUGAAAAUUUAAAAUUUGUUCCACUUAAUAAAAUAGUAAGUGAAAGUACAGUACAAUGUUAUAGAUCGCUUUUUCCGUGGUUCAGAUUUCUAAAUGUUCAGUAUUACCACGUAUAUAGGUUGCGUCGAUGUACCCGCGACCAUUGGCGGCGUUAGACCAAACGCGAACGUCAUCGCGAGCGACAACAGGGGCCCUACUACCAUCGCUUAAAGUAUAAUGUUUCAAUAUUGUUUCGACAUUUUCAUAUAAUCUUUGUAUGAAAAUGUAAAAACAAUAUUAAAACAUUAUUACUCUAAGGGGCGGUAGUAAGGCCCCAGGUUUGCGAACCCUUUUUCAUUUCCAAGUCAAAAAGAAAACGUUAAAUUGGAUGAGCUAAAUUAUACACUUCUUUUCUUUCUUUCUUCUCUCUGGGCUGGUUUCCGCACUUAAACGUUUCCGUCAAAAAAAUUAUAACAAAUUAUUGUUUGGCAAAAAAUUCAAAAAUUAGAUACCUUUCAGUAUUCAGCCUUUUAAUGCAAUAAACUCUUUUUAUUGGUCUUA